ACAACUCCACGUAGAAAGUUGGCUUCUGCUGCCGUCUGCGGUCUGGGAUUCUGCAUAUAUAGGGCGGAGACUUUAGCUGAUUGCAGGACUCAACUCCCGCCAGUUUCUCCCUCCGUUCCCAACGACCAUGGCUCCCCCAGCCCUCCUGGUCGGUCUCUGCCUGCUGCUGGUCGGCAUCCUGCCUUCCCUGCACGCCUGCCCCCAGAACUGUCACUGCCACGGCGGAGACUUACAGCAUGUCAUCUGCGACAACGUGGGGCUGCGCAAGAUCCCAAAGGUGUCCGAGAAGACCCGGCUACUCAACUUGCAGCGCAACAACUUCCCAGUGCUGGCCGCUAACUCCUUCAAAGCCACCCCGGCCCUGGUCUCCCUGCAUCUCCAACACUGUCAGGUGCGUGAAAUAGCUGCAGGCGCUUUCCGAGGCCUCAAGCAGCUCAUCUACCUGUACCUGUCCAACAAUGACAUUCGGGUGCUGCGCAGUGGAGCCUUUGACGACCUCACUGAGCUCACCUACCUCUACCUGGACCACAACAAGGUGAGCGAGCUGCCGCGUGGACUGCUCUCCCCUCUAGUCAACCUCUUCAUCCUUCAGCUGAGUAGCAACAAAAUUCGAGAGUUACGCCCGGGAGCCUUCCAGGGUGCCAAGGACCUGCGUUGGCUCUACCUGUCGGACAAUGCCCUGACCACCCUGCAUCCUGGAGCUCUGGACGACGUGGAGAACCUUGCAAAAUUCCAUCUGGACAAGAAUCAGCUUUCCACUUACCCCACUGCUGCCCUGAGCAAGCUGAGAGUGGUGGAGGAAUUCAAGUUGUCUCACAACCCACUUAAGGUCAUUCCAGACCAAGCCUUCCAGUCUUUUGGACGAUACUUGGAGACCCUCAUCCUGGACAACAUGAAUCUGGAGAAGUUCUCUGAUGGUGCUUUCUUGGGUGUGACCACCCUAAAACAUGUCCACUUGGAAAACAACCGGUUGAGCCAGCUGCCCGCUAACUUUCCUUUUGAUGGUUUGGAGACACUGACCCUGGCCAAUAAUCCCUGGAAGUGCACUUGCCAGCUCCAUGGCCUUCGAAGGUGGCUGGAGGCCAAAACCUCACGCCCUGAUGCAACAUGUGCAUCUCCCACUAAGUUCCGAGGUCAACACAUCCGGGAGACGGCAGCCUUCCGAGGCUGUAAAUUCCCCACCAAGAGAUCUAAGAAAGCCAGCCGUCAUUAAACAGCCCUACCAUGGAGAGAGAGCCUCUUCCCCCUUGGCCCUGCCCUCGGGAAUCUCCAGCAGGAUACCUGUGCUUUGCUGACUGGCCCUCCCUAUGUUAUAUUUUUCUCCCUCCUAGAUUUAUAUAAAUACACAUGUAUAAUAUUUAUCUCUCACCUGUGUCAAUGACUUA
Sarcophilus harrisii (Tasmanian devil) is the source of this 1385-nucleotide messenger RNA. RefSeq names its product chondroadherin (gene CHAD). The record is from RefSeq and is a predicted model, not a curated record. Bases 128 to 1213 code for a protein of 361 amino acids. NCBI's taxonomy places the organism in Eukaryota, Metazoa, Chordata, Mammalia, Dasyuromorphia, Dasyuridae. The transcript is spliced from 4 exons. Gene Ontology annotation, cellular component: extracellular matrix. Gene Ontology annotation, molecular function: protein binding.